Molecule: messenger RNA, 597 nt
Organism: Echinostoma caproni
Lineage: Eukaryota; Metazoa; Platyhelminthes; Trematoda; Plagiorchiida; Echinostomatidae
Source: the annotation of a GenBank genome assembly
AUGCACAGAACGUCCGGUUCAGCCGGCCAACGAACUGUCGGUUUAAUCAUCACUGAAGCGCAACAGGAAUCGGAUGAUGAUGACGAUGCGCAAUUUGUGAUUGAGGAGACGGUCAGCGGAGAUACCGGCGGUCUUGUAAAUAAAAUGCUUCAAUCGAAGAGAGAAUUUGAAGGUGGCAAUUUGAUGCCUCAUGUAUCAGAAGAUUUACAUACAAUGGGAACAGUGGAUGAGUUGAGCAGGCAACGUGAACGAGCUCAAAUCGAGAAAGAGGUGACCAAAUUGUGUGAGACUUUACAAACCUUAUCACGUUCGGCCAUGCCUCUGGGUAAACUGAUGGACUUCGUUCAGGAGGAUUUGGAAAGUAUGCAGCAAGAGUAUGAACGUUGGGCAAGUGAAAAUCAAUCUUUGAAAAUCAAGUUGCGCGAAGAGGAGAGUCGAACUCAAGCAGCCAUUGAACCACUAAAAGCACAACUGAAAGAGUUGCAGAACUAUGCCGCGGAACAACGGAAAGCCAUAUCAACAUUCAAAGCAAAAAUUCUGACAAACGAGGAAAGAAUUCAGGAUUUGUUGGCAAAAUCAUUGGAACGUGCUCACUGA